UUAACAGCACCGAAGGAAGAUUGAGAAAUCGACUUCACCGGUAUAGAAAUAGAAGCCGGAACAAUUAUCAAACUCAACCAGUUACAAUCUGAGUUUGAUUCCUGGCUAAGGAAGCGAAUUCGCGCACGGCGGCGGAGUUGACGUCUGAUUGUCCGCCGGAUCCUUGCUUUCUCCGGUCGGAGGAUUCAUAUCCUAGGGUUUUACUUCUCAUCUUGUUGUUUUCUAUCAUUUUUGUUUCCUACUCCCGUCCGAUUACCCGAGGAUCAAUUAUCCCUCCGACCAUGUUCAAAUUUUGGGGAUCCCAGGAGGAACAGGUACGUCCUCCACAAGAGGUUACCACACAAUCAUGGUAUCCAGCAUCUGUUGUUGGUACCCCCAGCUCCUCUCGCCCUGGAACACCAGGUAGCACCUCCUCCAGCCAUUCCAGUUCACAGAGGCUUUCUGAUAGGCCACAAUCUCCGUCACAUGUUUCACCUGCUGAAGCUGCCGGAAUUAUUUCUGCUUUGAAGGACAAAAGUGUUGAUGAGUUACGAAAGCUUUUGUCUGACAAGGAUGCAUAUAAUCAGUUCCUCCUUUCACUUGACCAGGUCAAAAUUCAGAACAAUCUAAGAGAUGAGCUGCGUAAUGAAACUCUUCAGCUUGCUAGGGAGAACUUGGAAAAGGAACCACGCAUCAUGGAACUCAGAAACCAGUGCAGAAUAAUCCGCACCACAGAACUGGCUGCUGCUGAGGAGAAGCUAAAUGAGCUUGACCGACAGAAAGAGGAGAUUUUGAAGCUCUGUUCUCCUGCUUCGCUUCUCCAAAGGCUUCGAGAGAGAAUGAAGAACACAGAAGAGGAGUCAGAGAAUCUGCACAGGCAGCUCCUUGACAGAGACAUAGAUUUGAGUUCUUUUACUCACAAAUACAAGAAGCUGCGUAUGGAUUACCACCGGCGUGCUCUCAUCCAACUUUCUGCCAGAACCACCUGAACCGAAUCGAAUCGAAUAAUACUGAUAGUGGCAAAUCAUGUAAAUUCUUACCGACAAACUUUACUCUACUGCGUAUGCUGCAACUGCUACAAACUUUGUUUCAGGAGUAGAGGUUUAAAUCAUUUGAAUCCCAGAUGGGUUCUCUACCAGUUGUGUCAUUAGUGAACAUCUGUUCGUUUUAUUGAUGAUAAUAAGUUGAUUCUUUUCAUUUUGAUGAUCUUUUUUUCUUUGUAAUCGCUGUGAAAAUGAUAUAUUUCCUCUUUUUCUUCA
Messenger RNA from Momordica charantia (bitter melon), 1238 nucleotides. RefSeq names its product Modifier of rudimentary (Mod(r)) protein (gene VPS37-1). Lineage: Eukaryota; Viridiplantae; Streptophyta; Magnoliopsida; Cucurbitales; Cucurbitaceae. Gene Ontology annotation, cellular component: ESCRT I complex. Gene Ontology annotation, biological process: protein targeting to vacuole; ubiquitin-dependent protein catabolic process via the multivesicular body sorting pathway; protein targeting to membrane. The record is from RefSeq and is a predicted model, not a curated record.